GGUGUCCCUGAUGAGGUUCGUCGCCUGCAUCUUCUUUUCCGUAAGCCAUCUUGCCAAAUUGGGUUUCAGAGUUCCGCCAUGAAAGGUUUCGUUCUUUUCUAUGGUCACCGCAUAUCAUGCGGAAGUUCAUGAAGCGACUGCGUGAGAUGAGGAAUGGGGCUAUAGGUGGACGGCUUAUUUGUGGCGCACCAAACUUUUGGUGUGCUAUUGCGCAUCAAAAAAAAGGGUCAUCGAAAUUUCCAACUGGAGUUGUUGAACCAGGUGAAGAUAUAAACAUUGGAGUUGUAAGAGAAGUAAAAGAAGAGACAGGGAUUGAUACAGAAUUCAUUGAAGUACUUGCCUUCAGGCAGAGCCACAAAGCUUAUUUUGAAAAAUCGGAUUUAUUUUUUGUGUGUAUCUUACGGCCACUUUCCUUUGACAUUACUAAGCAAGAAUCCGAAAUUGAGGAUGCUCAGUGGAUACCAGUGGAGGAAUUUGCAGCACAACCAUUUGUACAGAAACAUGAGCUCGUGAAGUACAUUCUUGAAGUUGGUCUGGCUAAGUCGGACAAGGAAUAUGCUGGAUUUUCGCCAAUUAGCAUAAAAUCCGCAUUCACGGACAAACAGUCCUUCUUUUACAUGAACAGGAGGGACCUGGACAAAGCAUCGGGGUCCGCCAAUGCACAACAAAAAAGCGGGUUGUGAAAGGGUACUCAAUUACUUCAUUGGUCAGUUGGUAGUUUGUACACCUGAUUUUGACAGCAUGCUGCCUGCUUCCACCAUGUGUGAUUAAGAGAUGUAGCUUAGCAGAAAUACAGCUGAAGUUGGUGUACUUAUCUUAUCAAUUGUAUCGAUAAGCUUACAAAUAAUGAGAAUGUUGGUAGGACUG
This is a messenger RNA of Lolium rigidum, 867 nucleotides long. Its product is annotated as nudix hydrolase 2-like. The coding region runs from base 117 to 683 and encodes 188 amino acids. The transcript is spliced from 6 exons. The record is from RefSeq and is a predicted model, not a curated record. NCBI's taxonomy places the organism in Eukaryota, Viridiplantae, Streptophyta, Magnoliopsida, Poales, Poaceae. Gene Ontology annotation, molecular function: NADH pyrophosphatase activity; NAD binding; ADP-ribose diphosphatase activity.